This is a messenger RNA of Sinocyclocheilus grahami, 2616 nucleotides long. RefSeq names its product basic immunoglobulin-like variable motif-containing protein. The transcript is spliced from 7 exons. Gene Ontology annotation, cellular component: nucleus. Lineage: Eukaryota; Metazoa; Chordata; Actinopteri; Cypriniformes; Cyprinidae. The record is from RefSeq and is a predicted model, not a curated record. Gene Ontology annotation, molecular function: DNA endonuclease activity; single-stranded DNA binding. Bases 183 to 1400 code for a protein of 405 amino acids.
UGAAACACAGCUAGGCGAUCCAACAGAGAGGUCGCGCAGCGCAGUAUAAUUCAUUUAUUCCUGCAGCAUUGGCAAGUCAGUGGAUGAGAUUCUUUCUUUGAGCUCUCUUCUUGGACUAAGUCAUUACAGCUGGAGUACAUCUGUAGGUUAUUCUCUUAACCAUCAUCCCAGUUCUCCGUUCAAUGCCUAACACUGGGGAAAGUGAAGGCGCCAAGGUAUCUGCUAGGACUGAUCAGGAGGCCCCAUCACGGGCCCCGGCCAGAGAGGAUGAGCGUGAGCGCAGCUUCCUGAGUCCGAGUACGCGUGAUGCGCUGCGGGUACGACGGGCCUCCAGCGCAGAGCUCCAGCUUCCAUGGACCUGCCCUGUAACACACUCCCGGGAGAAGUUCUACACCGUCUGCUCGGACUAUGCGCUGCUCAACCGAGCCCGACCCAUUAUCACAUCUGAAGAUGCGCCACCGACCAAUCCAGACACCACAUCAUUAGUCAAGACCAAUGCUGCAACCCCUUCCCAGAGUCACUCAGGGGGAAUAAGUAUGUCUUUAGAUGGGAACUGUGAUAUGGAGGUUGUGUCAUCCAGCAACAAGCCUGUGCUGGCCUGGGAGAUUGACACCUCUGAUUUUGAUGUGGUUUUAACACGGAAAGCCAGAACAAGUUUGAUUUGUAUUGUACAUGAUCUAUUUUUAUUUUGUUGCAGAUGGUUCAGGCAAAUCAACGAUCAUUUUCGUGUCCGGGGUUGCUCUUACAUUCUGUACAAACCUCAUGGGAAGCACAAGACAGCAGGAGAGACAGCUGAGGGGGCGCUGCUGAAGCUGACGCAGGGACUUAAAGACGAAUCCAUGGCCUAUAUUUAUCACUGUCAGAAUCACUACUUCUGUCCUGUGGGCUAUGAAGCCACACCACUAAAGGCAGCCAAAGCAUACAGGGGACCACUGGCACUUAAUGAGACGGAGCACUGGAUACUUAUUGGUGAACCUAGCAGGAAACACCCCGCAAUCCACUGUAAAAAAUGGGCAGAUAUUGUGACAGAUCUGAACACUCAGAACCCAGAAUACUUAGACAUUCGCCACAUAGAGAGAGGCAUUCAGUAUCGCAAAACCAAAAAGGUUGGAGGCAAUCUGCAUUGCAUCAUGGCCUUCCAGAGAGUCAACUGGCAAAAGUUGGGACCGUGGGCACUGAAUCUGGAAAAUCUGCGGCAUGAUCUCCACCAUCAGGUGCCAGAACACAGAGGUCAAGCUGCGACAGAGGACGGUUCUGAGGAGCGAGCGAUGAAACGCCUGGGUAGGUCCCUCAGUACGGAGAACAAGUCUGACAAUGCCUGGAAGCGUUUGUCCAACACAGCAGAGUACAGGCACAGAAGCUCUCCAGACAGUGACCUAGAUGAAGACACAACUGACUAAAUCUAAAGUGUCCAACCCUCCUCCUAAAGAGCCCAUUGGGUUUUCAAGCGUUUUAAACAAGAAUAUUUACCUUCCCAGGUUGUUAGCAACAGUGAAAAGUUAGAAUUACAUAUCAUAGAUGAAGUUGCAAGCCAAAUGGUGUGGUUAAUGCUCUGGUAACCAUAAGGAAGAAGCCAUAAGCUUUUGUGGAGGACAUCCCUGAAAUGCCACUAUUUUACAGCAAUGUAAAACAAAUUCCAUAGCCCUCAGAAAUGUGCCGUUAAAUUAAGUUUAAAAAUACUUCACAAUGGCUCUCUUGCCAAGACGUUGAGUCACUUCCUGUAGGUCAAAAUGCUGCUUUCUUUAAACUUAUUGUGGAUAAAUGAAUCAUUAAAUAAAUGUGCAGUUAACUGCACUAGAGGUGUGGUCACAUGUACCAUUGUUAUGCAGGUGAGCUAAUCCAGCAAUUUCAAUAGGAAUCCACACAAUCUGGAAUUUCAUCUCAUGGUGAAAGAUUUCCCCGGUUUUUACAGUUGGUCACACCAUGUUGACCAACAGAAAGCUGCUUGGUUUGAAAGUGAUAGUGCUUAAUAUAUUGCUACACUAUACACAGUGGACAAUUUGUGACUGCACCUUAAGUGUACCAAGAACAUGAAGCGAAUAUUUGAUUUUCAGAUCAAUAGCAUCAUUCCAUUUGAGUUAUAUGCUAUUUGGUGGAUUUAUAUGCUAUUGAUGGUAGAUCAUUGGAGUGAAGUAUGGACUGAAAAAUUAUUCAUUUGCAUAAUGUGCUCGCAGAAAACUCAACACUACAUUCAAGAAGACUGGUUCUACUAUUGCAUAAACAAAAAUGGCUUUAUUAGUGUAAGUAUAAAAAAUACAAACGAAGUGAUGUUCAUCAUAAAGAUAUCAGACUGUUUAAUGAUGUGACCAUUUAAUGGAUCAGAUUCUGGUUAUCAUUAAGCGACAUAGUCCAAUAAGAUGGUGCCAUCUUGUUGUAAAUAGCAACUUGAAGGAUUACACUCCCGUUCUUUGUGAAACGCUGUGAGCUAAGACUGCAUGAUUGCUUCCAUGACAUGUGAAUUGUGAUUUGUUUUUCCUUUAACACAGCAACAUCUUGUGUAUAAUGUUAAAGUCAUCACAAAUCUCAUACUCAUGUGAAUCUAGUGUAUUAUUAUUGUAUUCUUUUUAUUUAUAAAUUAAAUAUUUAUACACCUUCUUACACAUCACUGCAUUAUUU